Molecule: messenger RNA, 1038 nt
Organism: Rhizophagus irregularis DAOM 181602=DAOM 197198
Lineage: Eukaryota; Fungi; Glomeromycota; Glomeromycetes; Glomerales; Glomeraceae
Source: RefSeq, a predicted model, not a curated record
AUGUCGUCAAUUCAAGAACAAAUGUCCACUGGGUUCGGGCAAAUAACGAGAAUGCUAGAGCGUUCUCUGAACUCACAAGAACGUUCACGACAAAAUCGACAAAUAGAAUAUAUUCAGGUUGAUGAUGACGAUGACGAAGAUGAACUUGAUAAACAAGACAAUGAGGAAUAUAUCCCUGAAAAAGAUCUACAUUCGUUGCAAGAGACAUUACAAAAACAAUAUAAUAAAAAGCAUCGAAAAGAAAUAAAAAACGAAAUUAAAAUUCUAAUUUGUAGCGCAAAAAUUGAUGAAAUUCCCAUCAAUUAUACAAAGAAGUUUGGCGAGAUUGCACCACAAUUGGAAAAGGAUCUGAUUCCCCGUAUCCAAUCACUUCUUGAACAACGUGGUAUUCAUGCAACAUUAAGUAUAGUUUGGGAUGUGUUCUCAGAUUUGCAUAAAAAUGGCCAACGUAAAUGGAAAGAAAGCCAGCUUAACGAGGCAGAAAUAAAACAAAAAAAAAUAAUGAGCCAUAUAAUCAACCGUUUAUCAGAAAACCACAAAAACCUUUUUGUUUACAAAUUAUCAUGGAGAUCUGAUGAAUUAACGAACCUUCUACAUUCAAUUGACGAGUACGUAGAAAAAUAUUUUCCAGAAAAUAAGAGAGUACGUCUUCGUAUCCUUAAAGAUGAAUUUUGGAAAAAUAAGAAAGCACCACCAAAUUUAAUUUGGUGGACACUUAAAGACGAAAAGCGAGAAUCUCCCUCAGUCCAUAAAUCUAUUGAUGAAGAAUCAGAUGAUGAGUCGGAAUCAGAGAGCGAAGAGGAGGAACAAAGUCAACAAAGUAAACAAAGUUAUGGUCUCAAUGUCGAUAAAUUAGAUAUAAAUGCUGAAUCUGAUGAAGAAGAAGAGGGUGAGGAUGAGAUAAACGAGCUGGAGCAAGAGGAAACGCCAUUAUCACAGACAUCGGGACGACGAUCAAACAAAUGAUCUAAACAAUCCUCUAAAACCCCACCAUUACCACUGCAAAAACCCCCAUCAUCACGGAAAACUUCUCAACAA